Messenger RNA from Radiomyces spectabilis, 1793 nucleotides. RefSeq names its product RED-like protein N-terminal region-domain-containing protein. NCBI's taxonomy places the organism in Eukaryota, Fungi, Mucoromycota, Mucoromycetes, Mucorales, Radiomycetaceae. Gene Ontology annotation, cellular component: nucleus. The transcript is spliced from 3 exons. Gene Ontology annotation, biological process: mRNA splicing, via spliceosome. The annotation marks the transcript as partial. The record is from RefSeq and is a predicted model, not a curated record.
GUUUGAAAUAACGAUCCUUUUUAAAUUCGAAUCCCGACAGUGAAAAACUGCCAAAUUUUGGUGCAGGUUUCCCGUCCCACCUGCUCCAUCUUUUUUUGAAUUUUCUGCAACAGUAUGGGUGAUGGAGGUUUGAGUCAAGAUGACUUUCGUAAAUUGUUGGCUACGCCUCGCGCACCACCUUCCGGUGAGGAAGCUUCACCGUUCAAGAUGCCUCCCGCCAAAACACCUCGCAAUACCGGCGCAGUCUUUGCUAAACCUCGGCACGUAAAGAAGAAGCGACCGGAUUCCAAUAGAAAAUCGUCCGAAGAUAAAUCUACAAACGAGACUUUACACUAUCGCGAUCGUGCGGCCGAACGACGAGCAGCGGAGGAUGAUCCGGAAGCACCCCUUUCCACGGAAGAGAUUCUUUUAAAGACCACCGUUGAAAAGGGCGACACGCUCGAUGCCCAACAGGUUUACGAACAAUCGAAAUAUCUUGGCGGCGAUGUCAGUCAUACCCAUUUGGUAAAAGGUCUUGACUUUGCCUUGCUGCAAAAAGUACGCACAGAAAUUACACAAAAGAAGCAAGAAAUCAGCGAAAGAAAAGCAGAUUUAGAGGCAGAGGAUGAGUUGGAAGCGGUGAUGGACAAGAUCAAUCGAGGAGAACGGAUUGCCGCAGGCACGAGUGACGAUGAAAUGGAAACAGAGGAAACGAAUGAACCCGUCUUUCAUUCAAUCGUAGCACGGAAUAUCUUUAAUCUUGUUCACUCGACACCUCCAGCGAAAAAUGAAACAUUGACGCCUGGGAGAAUGGCCUUCGUUUUCGAGUUGGCGGAUGAAGUCGGUCAUUACAGCGAUGCGUUUGCUAUACCAACCGCAGUGAUACGGAGUAAAGCCGAUGUAGCUCUGCUGCACAAAAAGAUGGGCUGGUCGGAAGAUUUGCAGGCAGAAUCCGAACUGGUGAUCUCCAAAAUCUCCCAGGUCAUGACACGCUUACGGACCGAAGAACGAUUACCCAAGCUACCGGGGCAAAAGACAGUGAAAGUAGAAGGCAAAGGAAAAGAGCCGACCCAUGUGACGAUACCGGACCAUUUAAUGGAUAUUGAUAUUUUUGCCGGCGCGGGUCGUGAUUAUACGUUGGAUGAAGCCUCUGUUGAGCAGAAAAAGAAAACGCAAUCACCUAGCGACGUCAAUGAGGAAAGCAAACCCACCAACUAUUUCUCUGGCAUCUCUGAUGAAACUCCGUUGGAUGCUUCACAAGAUGUCAAGCAGGAUGAUGAGAUCAUGAAGGAGACAAAGCAAGAGGUAGCUGCGUUGUUGAAACGAGCCAACGCUGAAUCCUCGGCGGAGGCAGCUGAUACCAGUGCAACACUCAGCAGAAAACGUGGUUAUGAUCAAGUGCCGGAAGAUGCGGAUGCGAAUGACAUUGACAUGUUUGGGUUAAGCACCUCGGCACUACCGACGUCAUUUGAGGAACGAAAACGCACGGUCGUUUAUGACGGCGAAUCGGACGAGGAGAAAAAUACGCACAGUUCCCUGGUAGAUCAAGGCACUCACCGGAACAAAAAAGCCCAACUGACGCGAUGGGAUUUUGAUGACGAAGAAGAGUGGCAGAAAUAUAAAGAUUCAGUGGAAAUCCACCCCAAGAGCGCUUUCCAGUUUGGCGUAAAAAUGGGUGAUGGGCGAAAACGCAAUCGAGAGAAUCGACGUGGGAUGAGCGACAAGCAGAAAUUGAAUCGAGAAUAUCAACAAGUAAAGAACAUCAUGGAUAAAAAGUACGGCAAAUCAUUGUAAAUAAACUUAAAUCAUCAUGC